Perca flavescens (yellow perch) is the source of this 2768-nucleotide messenger RNA. RefSeq names its product interleukin-17 receptor A. The transcript is spliced from 11 exons. Gene Ontology annotation, molecular function: interleukin-17 receptor activity. Bases 36 to 1991 code for a protein of 651 amino acids. The record is from RefSeq and is a predicted model, not a curated record. NCBI's taxonomy places the organism in Eukaryota, Metazoa, Chordata, Actinopteri, Perciformes, Percidae.
GUUCGUUCAAGCAAACCAUUCAACCAUUUUUCUAAAUGGAGUUGAUUAUUGUUCUUGUUUACUUGAUAGGUUUUCAAUCUUUUCCACCAGUGUUGUGUAGCUACACCAGAAUGAUCCACUUUCCUUUUUUCUGUUUUUGUUUGCCUGCUGGACUCAGAGUGUCAUCUACUCUUAGGAUUCUGGACAAGCGUCCGGACUGCAACCAACAGGGUCUUGACAACUGCAAAAUUAAUAACUGCUCAGACAAGCGCAUUGUCGUACCUACAAGUUAUGCUCCUAACUGCCCAGAAUGGGAUAGUGAGCAUGUGGGAGUCUGGAAGGACAAACACGGGCCUGUUUCUGUUGUGAAUGUGACGUGGAAAAUACGGUGUGAUGCAAGUGUAGUGGCCCUUACUGGAUCAGAAAUAAAUAUUGUGGAUGAAAGUACAAAUCAAAGUAUCUGUGUGCAGUAUUCUUACAAACUCAGCCAACAGCAGAAUCCAAACAAUAAUAUGUGGACAUUUUCCUUGGACAAAGUCGUGGUAGAGCCUGGGCAUACAUAUAUGGUGUCAGUUAUAAAUCUGCCAGAACGUGAUAUUGAGGACAACUCAAAUAAAACAAAAAAGAAAAUCACCAUCCCAGGGUGCGGGGACAAGAAAAUCGAAAAGGCCCAAAUAUGUCUGGAAAAUGGAAGUCUAUGGGAUCCUAACAUGACCACUACUGUGUCUCUUAAUAAAGAACGUAAAAGGUUUUCCAUUGUUGUGGGUUUUGAGGCAGCACCAUAUUCUGAGAGAUACCAAGUCUCCAUACAGAGUCAUGGUUUCUAUUACUCAACUAAUGUCUCGAAGGAAAACAGAUCAUCACUGAAUGUGACAUUUGAGUUUGGUUGGUGGCAGCUCUCACAAUGUAAAAUGUUUUUAAUGAUUCAGCCAUUCUUUAUUCAAUGCAAGAAUGACUGUAAGAUCAAAAAUAAAACAAUCGAUUUAUGCCCAAAUUAUCUACCACGGACCUUCAUUAUAAAAGCAACUGUGGGGCUGCUUUUCAUUGGUGCUUGUCUUGCUUGUUUACUGUGGCGUGCCUCUCAGAAAGAUCCUGUGAACACAGCGUUAUCUGCUGCCAAACAACAACCAGAAGGUUUUCAAGUGCAAGCGAGAAAAAGAGUCCUCGUCAUCUACUCCCUUGAUCACCCUUUAUACAAAACCAUUGUCCUGAAGCUGUGUGCCUUCCUGGUGACCAAAUGUGGUACUGAAGUGGUCCUGGAUAUGUUUGACUCAACAAGACUGGGAGUGUUGGGAAGCAUCCAGUGGUUGGACUGGCACAGAGAACAAAUAGAAAGCUCUUCAGAUAAGAUACUUAUUCUGUGCUCACGAGGAGUGCAAGCCAAAUGGAGAGCCAUGUGUGGUGACAAACAGGUUUUUCUGAGAGAGGACGCCCGUUCACCUGUAGGUGACAUGCUCAGUCCAGCCCUCUUCCUCAUGAUCCCCCAUUUUAUCCGAUCUGCGUCAUUUGAAAAGUACAUAGUGGCUUACUUUGGUGAUGUUUGUUCUGAAGAAGAUGUUCCUUCACCUUUCAACAUUACAGUAAGAUACAAGCUGAUGAAACAGUUUGAGGAGCUCUUUUUCAGAAUCUUGGACACUGAGAAGCACGAGCCCGGCAAAGUAAAUCACAUUGAAGGGCUUUCAGAGGACGAGUACCAUCAUUGUCCCUCAGGCGGAGCCCUGCGAGAUGCCAUAGAGGCUUUUCAUGCACACCAGCUGGAGAAUCCCCAGUGGUUUGAAGAUGAAUUACUGGAAAGCUCAAAUACCUCAGCUGAAAUCUGUUACGAUGCAGAAAUAACCACAAACCUCAUUACAUAUUCUGUCCCCGACUCGACCCAUGUCGUCAGUCAUUUAAAGACACAAAAAAGUGAUUUCAAUGCAGACAAAACAGGACCUUAUGUGACUGAAGAGUUUCAAAUGUGCACCUCAGUUGAGUUCAACCCUCUUAUUGCAGAGAACAUGCAGCCAGCUUGAUAUGAUUGCAUUUUUGAGACAUCAAUGGAGAUCCUCCCAACACUUUGAUGAAACUAUCAAAAGCAAUCCAUCAGUUAUUCAAUUUGAUGUGACUCAUGUUCUACAAUCGUAGGAGCAACAGAAAUCUGCUGAGAGAAAUAACCAAUGGAUACAAACAGAUAUUAAACUCAUAUUGGAGCAAGUAAUCAGCAGAUAUGUGGACAAUGAAUGUAAAGACUUGGAUGAAUCUGUUUAACUUUUCUCCAACCAGUUACCAGAUGUGAAUAAAAAAGAAAAUAUGUGGAGGUUUUGUGCAAAUUUAGCUUGGUGUUUUUUUAUAUUAUUUCAUUUAUUUUGUAUCUACUUGUCUUUAUGUCAGUUCUGCAGUAUUUUUGCAUAUUGCGUUAAUGUUAAAUAUCUCUUGCUUUCAUUCAGCCAAAUGCAGAGGUAGUUUAGACCACAGGGAUCUGUGGUUGAUGCUUUUGGUCUGUGUAAACAGACUUUGGGUCGAAGUUCAGCCUUCUGGGCAAAGUUUCUAGCAUUUUGUUGCACUGGAGAAGGUAAGCAGUAAACCAUGUUUGUGGGACGCUGUUUUGUAUGAUAAUGAGCUGAUUGAAUGUAAUGUGGUUUGGACUUUAAUAUUGCAAAGCAUUGGCUUUUUGAUUAAACAAUUGUAACACAGGUAUAUGGUCUCACUCCUACUGCAAAGAUAGAGCAUGUGAGCAGAAAUGAAUAUUUGUUUUUAACUCGUUUAGACUGAUGAAGCUUUUCAGAUAUUUUCAUUGUGAUUUGAAUUGU